Otolemur garnettii (small-eared galago) is the source of this 1317-nucleotide messenger RNA. It is a transcript of the gene GPATCH4, whose product is annotated as G-patch domain containing 4. Gene Ontology annotation, biological process: regulation of ribosome biogenesis. Lineage: Eukaryota; Metazoa; Chordata; Mammalia; Primates; Galagidae. The record is from RefSeq and is a predicted model, not a curated record. Gene Ontology annotation, molecular function: nucleic acid binding. Gene Ontology annotation, cellular component: nucleolus.
GCGGCGUACGAGUCCGGCAUGGCACGUGUUUUAGUGGAGAGGACCCCGCGGUGACGGAAUGAUACCACCUCUUCUUCCCUGGUGAGAGUCUGAGGACGUAGACUUUUUUCUCACCAUGAGUGUUACCCCAGUGGUCAAGAGUCGUGGGAUGAAGUUUGCAGAGCAGCAGCUGCUAAAGCAUGGAUGGACUCAAGGGAAAGGCCUGGGCCGGAAGGAAAAUGGCAUCACCCAGGCCCUCAGGGUGACAUUGAAGCAGGACACUCAUGGGGUGGGACAUGAUCCUGCCAAGGAGUUCACAAACCACUGGUGGAACGAGCUUUUCAACCAGACGGCAGCCAACCUGGUGGUGGAAACUGGACAGGAUGGAGUACAGAUAAGGCGCCUUUCUAAGGAGACCACCUGUCAAAAUCAUCCCAAGCCCAACUUGCUGUAUCAGAAGUUUGUGAAGACAGCCACCCUGACUUCAGAGGGAGAGAAGCCUGACAGAGACUUAGAGAGCUGCAGUGAUGACGACAACCAGAGGCCCAAGCCCCCAAAGAUUCUGACUGAUGAGAUGCUGCUCCAAGCUUGUGAGGGGCGAACAGCACACAAGGCUGCCCGCCUUGGGAUUACAAUGAAGGCCAAGCUCGCUCGGCUGGAGGCCCAGGAGCAGGCCUUCCUGGCUCAUCUUAAAGGCAAGGCCUCUCAGGCCUCUCAACCACAGUCAGAGAGCAAGCCGCCCAAAAAGAAGAAAAAGAAAAGAAAGCAGAAAGAGGAGGAAGAGGCUACAACAACUGAAAGGAAUGCAGAUGAAAAGUGCCCAGAACACACCAUCCAGAGCAUCAGGAAAAGCAAAAAGAAGAAAAGACACCACCAAGAAGAAAAGGUCUCCUAUCCGACAGUGGGGACAGCUGUAGGGGAUAAGGAGGAAGAGGCUACAGGAACAGGUGGGCUGAGGGAAUUCAGCAAAGAGCCAACUGAUCAGUCUUCCAGGAAAAGGAAGAGAAAAAAGAAGCAUCGCCAUGAAGAAAAGAAGAUGGGGGUCUUGGAUGAAAGAGGAAGAGGUAAGGAGGCUACCAGUGCUGUCAAGAUAGAGGGAGAAAACACAGCGCAUACUGACCCAUGCAGCAGAAGCAAGAGGCGGCACUAUGAGAAUUUGAACUUAGAAGACAAUGAAGUUGAGGAAACCAUUAGACAUUGGGAUCAGGGAAACAGAGGACAGAGCACACAGAGAUAGGAGAAGCAAGGGAAGCAAGAAAAGAACACAGCAGCUUGGAGAUAGGGAUGUGAGGGACAGAAGAGGUGAGAAGGGCAGGACUAGGAAGGCAGAAAACAGAC